AAUGACCAAAUUACCCUCUCCAUAGUCCAAAAUUUCUUAUGCUUGUUCCUCAAGAAGACAUCCAUCCGUUGCCAUCUUCUUCGAUUACCAGAGCAAAAUCAAUACUGAGAAGGGUUAAUACAAUCAAUAAAAAUCAAAGCACGCUAGGGAAGCAAAUAGAUCAACAAGAAUGGAGUGCGUGUUUGGACUAGUAGGCAAUGGUUUCGCGAUAGUAGCGGCUGAUACAUCGGCCGUACAUAGCAUCCUCGUACACAAGUCCAACGAAGACAAGAUCAUGAUCCUCGAUUCCCACAAGCUCAUCGCCGCUAGCGGCGAGCCUGGCGACAGAGUUCAAUUCACGGAGUACAUACAGAAGAACGUGGCGUUAUAUCAGUUCCGUAAUGGAAUUCCUUUGACCACUGCAGCUGCUGCCAACUUUACUCGAGGCGAGCUCGCUACCGCUUUGAGGAAGAACCCAUACUUUGUGAACAUUCUUUUGGCUGGCUAUGACAAAGAGACUGGUCCUUCACUCUAUUACAUUGACUAUAUUGCUACCAUGCACAAGGUUGAAAAGGGAGCAUUUGGGUAUGGGUCCUAUUUUGCUCUCUCCAUGAUGGACAGACACUUCCACAGUGGCAUGUCUGUGGAAGAAGCAAUUGAUUUGGUUGAUAAGUGUAUAUUGGAGAUCCGAUCCAGGUUGGUUGUGGCACCACCAAACUUUUUGAUCAAGAUUGUUGACAAGGAUGGUGCAAGGGAGUAUGCCUGGCGUGAAUCUGUCAAAAAUGAUGUAGCAGCCUGAAUGUUUCUGGCUUUGGACUAGCGUUUCAUGUUUAUGUUUAAUUUGAGUUGUCAACAGUAAUGCUACAUUCGAGUAGUCGACUGCCCAGAACUAGUUUAAUGCGUUUGGUACUUGCCAUUAAAUAUUAUUGCUUAUUUUCUUGAGAGUUUA
Molecule: messenger RNA, 928 nt
Organism: Manihot esculenta (cassava)
Lineage: Eukaryota; Viridiplantae; Streptophyta; Magnoliopsida; Malpighiales; Euphorbiaceae
Product: proteasome subunit beta type-2-A
Exons: 3
Coding region: 170-778 (202 amino acids)
Biological process (GO): proteasomal protein catabolic process
Cellular component (GO): nucleus; proteasome core complex; cytosol
Molecular function (GO): peptidase activity
Source: RefSeq, a predicted model, not a curated record